AUGAGGCAUCCACGCUUUGUGGCCAACACGGUGCGGCUUGCCGUUGCAAAACGGCCGGAGGAUGCGCUGACGGCGUUGUCCAAGAUCACACGUGGCUUGAAGAACAAUGGUGUCAUCUCCUCGCUCAUCGGCCGCAAGCGAUACACACCACCCUUUGAGCGCCGACGACAAGAAGAGAAUGCGGCGUGUGUCAGGAUUUAUCAGCGGGAGUUCAAGAAGAAGGUCAACCUGUACUUUGAGAUGCAUCCAGAGAAGCGCGGAUCACAAAUGGGAAAGUGA
Salpingoeca rosetta is the source of this 279-nucleotide messenger RNA. RefSeq lists its product as uncharacterized. The coding region runs from base 1 to 279 and encodes 92 amino acids. The transcript has 2 exons. NCBI's taxonomy places the organism in Eukaryota, Choanoflagellata, Craspedida, Salpingoecidae. The record is from RefSeq and is a predicted model, not a curated record.